AUGGGAAAGAGAAAACGAAGAGCUGACCGGAACAAGACCCCUCCUUUUCCAGCAUUUGCAUCUCACACCUCUCAAAUGGAAUCAUCAUUAAAAGAGAAAUCUUCUCAUUCGGUUGGCUCUACUGGAGCAAAGUCCACGUCAUCAUCUCUCAUGAAUAACAAGGAAAAAUCACCGCAAGGCCACCACCAGUCAGCCGCCAAUCACCGCCACCACAAUGUUAACCGGACAUUGUCAUCAAAGGUGCCACGUCACUACUACAGUCUCCAACAUUCACAACAAAAAGCUGCAAAUUAUUCAGGCACUUCAACUUCUCAUGGAAAGAAUAAUGACAAACAUUCUUGGAAGUUUGGUCAUAGGCCAGAAUCAGGAUUCGGGUAUCAUGGAGGGAGGAACAAUAAGGGAUCACGAAGAGUUGACCAAAUUAGGUCAAAUUCCAUGAUGAUAAGUGCAAUUUCCCCAAAUGUAAUGAAUAUGGAUUGUGGAUUAUGUCGACAAAGAAUGAGUGAUUUUUCAGUUGUGGCAGUUUUAGUUUGUGGUCAUUUUUAUCAUGUGGAAUGUUUGGAAACAAGAACUAGUAAUGAAGAUAGAAGGGACCCACCAUGUCCAUUGUGUAUUCCCUCAGGUGUCAAUAAUUGA
Messenger RNA from Lactuca virosa, 636 nucleotides. The record is from the annotation of a GenBank genome assembly. NCBI's taxonomy places the organism in Eukaryota, Viridiplantae, Streptophyta, Magnoliopsida, Asterales, Asteraceae.